Mangifera indica (mango) is the source of this 987-nucleotide messenger RNA. Its product is annotated as RING-H2 finger protein ATL16-like. The transcript is spliced from 2 exons. NCBI's taxonomy places the organism in Eukaryota, Viridiplantae, Streptophyta, Magnoliopsida, Sapindales, Anacardiaceae. Gene Ontology annotation, molecular function: transferase activity. The record is from RefSeq and is a predicted model, not a curated record. Gene Ontology annotation, biological process: protein ubiquitination. The coding region runs from base 1 to 987 and encodes 328 amino acids.
AUGAGCUCAGGCUUUUGCACCCAUCAAAUGCCUGCAAUGCAAACUUCCAAUUCUACUUUUCCUAUUCUAGCCAUUGCUGUUCUAAGCAGCAUGGCCAUAGUUUUCGUGCUAAUUAGCUAUUACAUUUUCGUUAGUAAAUGCUGCAAUAUCUGGCAAAGACUUAAUCUACCAAGGCGAUUUUCUAUCUUUGGAGCUAGACAGAAUGAAGAACCCUCUAUAAUCUACUCUCCAACAAUGUGGAACUGUGGACUCGAUGAUUCAGUGAUUCGCGAUAUCCCGACUUGUCAAUUCAGAAGAGAAGACGGUGAUGAGGAGAAAAAUAUCUAUGGAUGUGUGGUUUGUUUAAACGAGUUUCAAGAACAAGAAUUUCUAAGAGUUCUUCCAAAUUGUGGGCAUGCUUUCCAUUUGGAUUGUAUUGGUAAAUGGCUUCAAAGCAAUGGCAAUUGCCCUCUUUGCCGGACAAUCAUUUCGGGCUCAACUCGAUAUUUCUUCGAUCAUAUAAUUGCACCAAGAUCUUCACCUCAAGACUCACAGCAAUACACUGAUAGCCUUGUCGGCGCUGAUGAGGAUUUUGUGGUUAUUGAAUUUGGAGGAGAUGAAGAUGCUUUGUUCCCUCAUAGGCAACAAGAAAGAGAGAAUUCAAAUGAGGUGUUCGUUCAGCCUACAAGUCAGUCACCAAAGAGGUCAGAGCAGAAGCUCAAGAACUUAAAACAAAAAAAUGGCCACCAUAAAGGGGAUGAGUGCAUUGAUAUAAUAAGAAAGAAAGAUGAUCAGUUCCCCAUUAAGCCUAUUAGGAGAUCCUUCUCACUGGAUUUUGCUGCGGAUCGACAGCUUUAUUUAUCUGUUCAAGCAAUUUUUCAACAAAAUGGGCAUCAUAGAGAGGUUAAUAGUAAUGAAGAAUCUAGCAACAGAUCCCAGAGAACCUUUCUACCAUUCAGACAUGGAAGGGGAUCAAGAAGUGAUGCUCUACAUGUUGAAUCCAAUUGA